Molecule: messenger RNA, 1536 nt
Organism: Cylicocyclus nassatus
Lineage: Eukaryota; Metazoa; Nematoda; Chromadorea; Rhabditida; Strongylidae
Source: the annotation of a GenBank genome assembly
AUGGAACAGAUAAAGAAACAACAAAUCGCAAACGCGUUACAGAAGUACGCUGAACGCUACGAAAGUCAGAACAAAGCUGCAGUUGCAAUCGGCGUUAGUUCCGCAACGGUGAGCCAGAUAAUCAACGGCAACUGGGAAUUGAUUAAGGACGAAAUGUGGCGCACGGUGGCGAGUGCCAUCAAUUUCAAGUCGGAGAAAUGGGAAGCUGUCCCUACAACCGACUUCCAGAUGAUGACUAAUAUACUUGCCGAUGCUCAAGAGAAUGCUUUAGUAAUGGCAAUUGUAGGAAAUGCCGGAAGCGGAAAGACAUUUGCCUGCAAGCAAUAUGCCGAAAGCAACAAACAAGUGUAUUUGCUAUGCUGCAACGAGUUCUGGAACCGCAAGACAUUCCUUCAGGAGCUUUGUUCUGCAAUUGCAGUUAACAGCAACGGAAUGACUACUGCAGACAUGGUUUACCAAAUAGUUAAACGAUUGAAAUCUCAGUCUGCACCACUUAUCAUAUUGGACGAAGCCGACAAACUAACAGACCAAUUGUUGUAUUUCUUCAUCACAUUGUAUAAUCAGUUGGAAGAUGAAUGCGGCAUAAUACUAACAGCAACAGAUUACCUAGAUAAACGAUUGCGUAAAGGUGUUAGGCUUAACAAGAAAGGCUACAACGAAAUAUGGAGUAGAAUCGGCAGAAAGUGCAUACAACUUCGUGGCGUGAGUGCAUCGGAUGUAGCAAAGAUAUGCGAGGCAAACGGCGUAACGGUCGCUAAGGAUAUAGAUGCAGUAAUCGACGACUGCGACAGCGACCUCCGUCGAGUACGACGGAAAAUUCAUGCAAUCAACAAGAAAAACAAAACAACUAAAGAAAAUAUGGCACCUCUCGUGUCGGGUUCGAUUUCCGAUCUGCCACCAAAAUUAUACAAUAUGAAAAGAGCAUUAAACAUCAACGACAUUGUGACCUAUUCUCCAGAUGUCGUUGAAUUCGAAAAUCAAUGGCUUGCAAGCUUUGGCAAGCCAGAACUUACAGGGUCAUGGAUAGUAUGGGGUAAUUCAGGGAAUGGGAAAACACGCUUUGCUUUGCAGUUGGCUAAAUACUUUGCCAAGUUCGUUAAGACAGCAUACGAUUCGUUGGAGGAAGGACUUUCGCUUUCGAUGCAGCAGGCUAUUAUUUCCGUAGGUAUGAGCGAUGUUUCACGUAAGUUCCUAUUCCUCGACAAAGAGCCGAUUGAAGACCUUUCAAACAGGCUUAAAAAAGCUCGUUCGCCAAAGGUUGUGGUGAUAGAUUCGCUUCAAUACACUGGCUUAAACUACGAAGCAUACAAGCAACUUGUUCAAAAGCACAGAAAUAAGUUGUUCAUAUUCGUAUCUCACGCCGACGGCAAGGAACCGAAAGGCAACACGGCAAAAUCAAUCCGUUACGAUGCCAGCGUGAAAGUAAGAAUCGAAGGUUACAGAGCAUUCCCUAUGAGCCGUUAUGGUGGCGGAGAACCGUUCACCGUAUGGGAAAAAGGAGCAAGCGAUUAUUGGUUGGAAUCAGAUAAACUAUAG